Impatiens glandulifera is the source of this 588-nucleotide messenger RNA. Its product is annotated as protein SOSEKI 5-like. The transcript has a single exon. Bases 1 to 588 code for a protein of 195 amino acids. NCBI's taxonomy places the organism in Eukaryota, Viridiplantae, Streptophyta, Magnoliopsida, Ericales, Balsaminaceae. The record is from RefSeq and is a predicted model, not a curated record.
AUGGGUUUAACUCAAUUUGAUGAAUUGUUUGUUCUUAAUCAAAAAAGGUACCCUAAGGCUAAACCCAUGCGGUCGUUCGAUGAAGACGAAGAUUGCAGAAAUCAGUCAUGGAGGUCCAUUGACGACAGUGGUUGUGAAUACAGAGUAUACAAAACAGAUUCGAUGAAUACAGAAGGAAGUAAAGGUUUGGAUGCUGCAACACAGACCAGUGAUGGUGAUGGUGAUGGUAAGAAAGUGUUGAACAAUGAUAUGGGUAUGGAGAUGGAGAUGGAAAUGAACAGAGAUGAGAUUUCGCCGCCAUUGUCGUCUUCUAGAACUAGCUUAGAGAGUUGGGAUAGUGUAAGUGAAGGAAGAAAGAUGGAGAUGGAGAUGAGAUCAGGGAGGGAUAUUAGGGAUCGGGGGAAUGGGAAUGGGCAACUUAGUGGGAGGAUGAAGGCUUCUGUUGUGUUGAAGCAGCUUGUAAGUUGUGGGUCGGUUUCAGUAAUGGAAUCUGCUUUGUUGAAGAGUAAAGGUGCAUCAAUGGUGUCUGGAAAGAGUGGACUUGGAGAAGAAAGUGUAUGCAGAAGAACAAAAGAUUCUGGAAAUUAA